This is a messenger RNA of Benincasa hispida (wax gourd), 1041 nucleotides long. It is a transcript of the gene CPUorf47, whose product is annotated as peptide upstream protein. The record is from RefSeq and is a predicted model, not a curated record. NCBI's taxonomy places the organism in Eukaryota, Viridiplantae, Streptophyta, Magnoliopsida, Cucurbitales, Cucurbitaceae.
CACAGUUUCAAGUCCACGUCAGCAUCUUCUUCCCCAAACCCUAACCCUAAUUCUCCAUAAAUCCACGAGCUUCCAUUUUCACACUCAGAGCUCCAACAAUCAAAGAUUUUCCGAUGGAUUUAAAGUUCGUGAAAUCGCCGAUCCUACACGACCGUGCAUUCGCAAGACGCAUCUUCUUCCGCAUCUUCUUAUUCGGCUCCGUCAUCUCCCUCAUUCCCAUCCUCCACAUUCUCACUUCUUACGAUUUCAAAUCCUUCCAUUUACCCAAAUCCCCACCUUGUCACGCCGUCGCUCGCACCGCCGCCGGAGAUCAACUCCCCCGAGGCUCCUACCUGUUUCAAGGCCAUUUCCUCAACCCCGUUUGGGAUUCUUUCGAUUCAGUCCAUUGCCAAGAAACUGUGAAUCUCACCGUCUCCAUUAUCAAACUUCUUGUCAAUGAAAAGCAUCUGUUCAACCACAGCGCUAGAGCUCUGUUCGUCGGAGGAAGUUCUUCCUCCGCCGCAUCGAUGCUUCAGGAUUUGGGAUUUUCCGGCGCCGUUGGGGUUGAUAAGGGUCGGUUUAUAUCGCUGGAAAAGAGGGUAGUUGGGUAUAAACUUGAUUACUCGAAUGAUUCGUUUGAUUUCGUUUUGUUCAAGGGGAAGUUGAAGGUCUCUGUUCCUGAUUUGGUGGUGGGUGAAAUUGAAAGGAUUCUUGCUGGCGGCGGAAUUGGGGCGGUGGUUACCGGAAUCAGUAGUCCAAUAUCGAUUGGAUUGGCCGGGAGAGUGGGGAAAUUACUGAAAUCUUCUUGUGUUGUGUAUUCUGGGAAUGUUAAUAAGUUGUACAUUAGUGUAUUCAAGAAGAAACAGUUUCAUGAGCUUCCAAUUAAUUGCUCGAGUUAGAUAGGAUUAAGGAUCUCUAAUGAAGGAUUAACACAAGAAAUUAGAAAAAGCCAUGUCUCAUGACAGUGGGUCGUUUGGUAGUUGUACAUACACAGUAAUCGGGGCUCAUUAAAUUUGUUGCAUUGUUAUCUUGCUAAUAUGUUGUUGAAAUGGUUAAGAAAUU